Messenger RNA from Drosophila melanogaster (fruit fly), 2115 nucleotides. RefSeq lists its product as uncharacterized. The record is from RefSeq and is marked reviewed. NCBI's taxonomy places the organism in Eukaryota, Metazoa, Arthropoda, Insecta, Diptera, Drosophilidae. The coding region runs from base 1382 to 1951 and encodes 189 amino acids. The transcript is spliced from 4 exons.
CAACGCCAAAAUGUCUGCUACGUUAAACUUAGAAGACGCUACAAAAAAUCAACCAACAGUGCGAGGUUGCAAUUGCAACGCUAAAAGGAAGGAGUUUUUUCCUCCAAUUUAAAAAAAGAGUCUGGCGGCUGAACACAUCAGAAUCACUUUGAGCAGACUCCUGAGCUUUUUAAGGGAUAAACACAUGCUUUUGGCAAUUAUUGUCGACGACGAAAGCAUGAACAUCCCCAGCCGCACGCUGCGUGUCCACUGCUCUAUGACAUGGAGCACUGUCUGGCAAACUUUCGGAGAUACUGUGAAGGCCACUGGACUAACCCCAGGAAUGGGCCAACUGUGUGUACGUGGAGGAACAAUGCGGAAAUUUAAAGCGGAGAUGAUAAUGAUUCGCAACUGGAGACUCUUCAGUGUAAGCGGAGAAGAUUUCUUCUUAAGCUUAUUGAAAGUGAAACAACUUAAAGACUUCGAGUUUCGAUGCAGUGUUGCGAUGAAGAAACAGGGGUUUGGUCCUCUUCCUCCUAUUAGGGCAAGUAAAAAACGUUUGCAAAGUUAAAAUAUUUGUAUACUUUCAGGAAGAGCUUCCAGCUUCCGCCUGCGAGGCUGAGCCUUCCUUUGUGUCCGUCGCUGAUCCUGACCACACCUAAACAUAUUCUGGCACCGACCUGCGAUCAGCAUAUGUAAGCGGUCCGUUGCUCCAGCAGCCACAUUUUGUACCAGUACCGCCCCCGUCCGACCACGAGCAGCAGCACCACCAGCAGAUGCAACCGCGACCCCUACAGCAGCAGGUCAGUUACGUCAAUCCAACUUGCCACCCAAUUCCGUUAAAGGAAUAAAACCUUUUAUCCAUAUUUAGUACGAACCUAAUUGAAAUAAUAUAUUUCCUACCUUUAGUCAUUACCCAACAAUAAAUGACCGUAAAUAUCUGAAGGUGAAUAAGUGGUCAGAAAAAGUACAUGAGUAAACAAUUAUCAAUUAUCAAUUAUUUAAGCCCUUUUUUAAAAUUUUCAAGUCUGUAAAUCUGCGCAAUUUACCAAAAGACAACGAUAUUAAACAUUUCUCCUCACUCGCUCGCCAAACUCUCCGUACUCUUUGUUACUAGGCGAGCUACAGCCAGAGUAACUUUUGGUUUCAAUUGCAAAAAUAUUUCAAAAUUGGGCGCUAAUUUGUAACAGUUAAUGACGAGCAUAUUAUUUCGAUUUUGGUGAAAUUCCAAACCCUCUCACAACUCGAUUUGACGUUAAUCAACGCCAUCAAGCCAUUCAAGCGAUCACUAGACAGCAAUUACCAUGCAAUUACUGGAAAUUUGGGCUAAUCCUGAUCAUGAAUUAGUUCAUCAGCUGGUUACUAUUGAGUUCAAAUAAAUCACUUGUUCUGUGGCAAUCGAAUGGGUGGCGCUGGCGGAAAACUUCUUGGACUGCUGCUGUGUUUGCUAUUUCUAACAGAGUUGCAUGGAGUCUUCAUGAGGUUCACCAAUGUAACCUGCGAGAGCAAGGACCUCAGCAUGAGUAUCGUGGAGUACUGUGCGGUUACUACGCUGAGCAAGAAUAAAAACAGCAUUAGCCUUCGGUACGCUAUGCUCAAGCCUAUGUUUACAAAUAUAGAGAUCUACUUUCAGCUGAUGACCAGGGGCAGUGAGAGUAUCCACGCGGCUUCAAACUGGCAGCCCUUCCUCCAUACGAUGAAACUUGAUUUGUGUCGAUUCUGGAAAAACCACCACAACCAUUUGGCCAGAAUGGUGUUUGAAUUCAUCGAUGGGCACACAAACAUGAACCACACUUGCCCCUAUACCAAAGAAAAAUACAUUUCCAUUGAUGAUUUGACAAAUACCGAAGUCUCCGCCAAGAUCCGUGGAGUGCCAAUGCCAAAGGGUUUCUACGCCUUGUUCACCACGUGGUCCACUGAAAACAUAACUCGAGUUGUGACCAACUUUUACUUUGAAGUUAUAAGCCCUUGAUGUGUUUUUUAAUUGUAUACAACUGAAAAAAUGAUGAGAAACAAGAUCGAAAUGGUGUGUUCUAUGGUUCUUACGAACUGAAAUUAGAAUAUUUGAAAAAUGUCUAUUGGUUUGGUAAUGAUAAUGGAGAAAAAAGCUUAAUAAAUAGAUUUUGGUUAAAGAGU